AUUUGCUCCGUAAUUCUCUUCCAUUUCUCCAUUGUUAAUUGUUCAUCGCGUUAUUACUCACAGGAUUUUUAAGUAUGUUCUCCAGCACCCAGUUUGAUUCCGGCAGCGGAUUUACCUCUUCUCAGACCAAUGACUCCUCUUCAGCGAAGAGUCGAGAAUCUCCGGGCUUGGUUCCGGUAACUGUGAAACAGAUCAGUGAAGCUUCACAUUCUGGCGAAGAGAAGGCCAACUUUGUAAUCAACGACGUCGAUAUAACAAACGUUACAAUCGUUGGAAAGGUCUCUGAGAAAGCUGAAAGGAAUACGGACAUCACAUUCACUGUAGACGAUGGAACAGGAACAAUUGGUUGCAAAAGAUGGGUAAACGACACUUUUGACACCAAGCAAAUGGAGGAAAUACAAGAUGGAAUGUACGUUCGGGUGAAUGGGCAUUUGAAAAUGUUCCAAAGCAACAAGCAAAUAUUUGCAUUCUCCGUUAGGCCUGUUACAAACUUUGAUGAAAUUACCUUCCACUUUCUUGAAUGCAUACAUGACCACUUGCGGAAUUCCAAGUUACAGAAUCUCAAAGGCGAUGGAUCAACACAGCUCCAAACCGCAGAUUCAAUUGUGAAGACUCCAGUGCAGAAUGGCUCGAGUGGAUAUCAUACAACAUCUUCAGCAAUACCAUCUGAGCAGCACACUGUUGAUGUUAAAAAGAGCUGUGAUGAAUUGGUUCUCGACUAUCUGCAGCUGCCCUCCAGCGUUGCAAAAGAAAGAGGGAUACACAGAGAUGAACUUUCCCAACAACUGAAAAUUCCAAUGGAGAAAAUACUGGAUUCCAUAAGGUCUCUUGAAGAUGAAGGUUUGAUAUAUUCCACCAUAGAUGAGUUUCAUUUCAAGUCUGCUGCAUAGAACUAAUCAUGACUUUAUUAGUUUCUUUUUUUUGGUUGCAUUGCUAUGCGAUAGGUGUGGUUUAGACAGACAUAUACUGCUUUGCUUAAAUUUAAGCAUCUCUCUUUUACUUGCUUGUUACAUGUGUAUAUGUAUUUUGAAGCUUCUUUCUCCUAAUUCUAAUAUUAUUAGAUUAAGCCUUAAGCACCAAUCAUAUCCCAAACGAUACACCAAUUUUAACUUUUAACUUUGGUGAUAGUUGUUUUGUAUAAUAAAAUAUUAGUUGUUGAUUA
Cucumis melo (muskmelon) is the source of this 1162-nucleotide messenger RNA. Its product is annotated as replication protein A 32 kDa subunit A-like. Gene Ontology annotation, biological process: nucleotide-excision repair; DNA replication; double-strand break repair via homologous recombination. Gene Ontology annotation, cellular component: nucleus; chromosome, telomeric region; site of double-strand break. Gene Ontology annotation, molecular function: DNA binding. The record is from RefSeq and is a predicted model, not a curated record. The coding region runs from base 75 to 890 and encodes 271 amino acids. NCBI's taxonomy places the organism in Eukaryota, Viridiplantae, Streptophyta, Magnoliopsida, Cucurbitales, Cucurbitaceae. The transcript is spliced from 10 exons.